Molecule: messenger RNA, 873 nt
Organism: Moneuplotes crassus
Lineage: Eukaryota; Ciliophora; Spirotrichea; Euplotida; Euplotidae
Source: the annotation of a GenBank genome assembly
UGCUAAAAUAGCAAAACUUCAGGCAUGACAGCAUUUCAGAUGAGAUGCUUGUGGGACUAUGAAUGGGAUCGAUAAGACCGACCCUAAAAUUAAGGUUCCGUAUCAUGGAGGAAUUUCAAAAACUCCACAAAUACCCAGGCAUUAUUCUAUUAUCGAAGAGAAAAUCCCUGAUGCUGGUCUCACAAAACUCGAAGAAAUUAAGGAGUGUAAUAAUAAGAGAAGUUAUACAUCAAAUGAUAAUAUUAAUGAACUACUAUUUUCCAAAAAGAGAAUUUCUGCUAGUAACUAUAUUGUGGAGAAAUCAUCAAAAAGUUUCUAACAAUCCAAAAGAGCCUUCAGAAAUGCAUAGCAUAAGGACUAUUAGCAGUCCACAACUGCAGAGCUCCAGUAAUCUUCAUAUCUAUGAGGAAGGAAGCCAGAAGAUAAGGAACAUGAAACCGAAUAAGCCUCUGACAGUUCCUCCAAAAAUGCCUAAUAGUAAUCCCAGUUCUUUGAUAAAAUCAAGAAUGCAUAGCUCGUUUAGGCCGGAUUCUCAUAAUAAGAGUAGCAGAGAAGUAUCAGAAGAUAAGCAAAAUAUAUCUAGUGAUGAUAGCAUUAAGAAGAGCCCUGACAAGCCUCCACCAAUACUGGGAUUGAAAAUCUUGAGCUCAAGGUUCCAAAGUGUGAGCUCUGAUAGUAAAUUGAUGAGCUCCUCUCAUAAAGCCCAAGCUCUAGCUGAAAAGCAUCAAGAUGAUGAAAUAGAGAUAUUUAGUAGCUUUAACUCUGAUGAUAAGUCGUCUUAGUAAGAGAAUGACUCAAUGAGGAAGAUAUUGUCAACUCCUGAUCCAAAAAUUUAGCUCAUAUAAUAUUGUUAUAUUCUACUAGUUAUUUAAA